Molecule: messenger RNA, 3657 nt
Organism: Eublepharis macularius
Lineage: Eukaryota; Metazoa; Chordata; Lepidosauria; Squamata; Eublepharidae
Gene: TTC8
Product: tetratricopeptide repeat domain 8
Exons: 15
Coding region: 58-1605 (515 amino acids)
Biological process (GO): non-motile cilium assembly
Cellular component (GO): BBSome; non-motile cilium; ciliary basal body
Molecular function (GO): protein binding
Source: RefSeq, a predicted model, not a curated record
CUAGCGAGGGAGAAGGGGAGGUUUCGCGUUGUUAUUUGCCCGCUGCUUCCUGCGUCUAUGGGGCUGGAAAUGGACCCGCUGCUCCAUGCCUGGAGUUACUUCAGGAGGAGGAAAUUCCAGCUCUGCUCAGAGCUGUGCUCCCAGUUGCUGGAGAAAGAACCAGGCGACCAGGAAUCAGGUUCAGAAUUCACAGUAUUUCAGGCUGCUUGGUGCUUGAAAAUACGAGCCUUAACAGAAAUGGUUUAUGUGGAUGAAGUUGACGUAGAUCAGGAAGGCAUUGCUGAGAUUAUGCUUGAUGAAAAUGCUAUUGCACAAGUUGCACGUCCUGGUACUUCACUGAAGCUCCCUGGAACCAGUCAGGGUGGAGGUCCCAGCCAAGCUAUCAGACCAGUGACUCAGUCGGGGAGACCUGUUACAGGAUUUGUGCGACCCAGCACACAAAGUGGACGACCAGGUACUAUUGAACAGGCCAUAAAGACUCCAAGAACAGCUCAUACUGCCCGUCCAAUGACCAGUGCUUCAGGGAGAUAUGUCAGGCUUGGAACGGCCUCUCUGCUCACAAAUCCCGAUGGUCCCUUUAUAAACGUGGCUAAACUGAACUUAAAUAAUUACUCUCAAAAACCAAAGUUAGCAAAGGCAUUGUUUGAAUACAUUUUUCACCAUGAGAAUGAUGUUAAGAACGCUAUAGAUCUGGCAGCAUAUGCCACUCAGCACGCCCAAUUCAAGGACUGGUGGUGGAAAGUGCAAAUUGGGAAGUGUUAUUACAGGCUAGGAUUGUAUCGUGAAGCAGAAACACAAUUUAAGUCGGCUCUCAAACAGCAGGAUAUUGUAGACACGAGACUGUAUUUGGCAAAAGUGUAUUCCCGCUUGGAUCAGCCUUUGAAAGCUUUAGAUGUUUUCAAGCAAGGGUUAGAUCGGUUUCCUGGAGAAGUCUCCCUUCUUUGUGGUAUUGCCAGGAUCUAUGAGGAAAUGAACAACAUUUCUGCAGCUGCAGAUUACUAUAAAGAUGUCUUAAAACAAGAUAAUACACAUGUGGAAGCCAUUGCAUGCAUUGGAAGUAAUCAUUUCUAUUCAGACCAGCCUGAGAUAGCAUUGCGGUUUUAUAGACGACUCCUGCAGAUGGGUGUUUAUAACUGCCAGUUGUUCAACAACCUGGGCCUCUGUUGCUUCUACGCCCAGCAGUAUGACAUGAUUCUCAGCUCCUUUGAACGUGCACUCUCACUGGCUGAAAAUGAGGAGGAGGCAGCUGAUGUUUGGUACAACUUGGGACAUGUUGCUGUGGGAAUAGGGGAUACGAGCUUGGCUUUCCAGUGUUUCAAGCUGGCCUUGACAAACAACAAUGACCAUGCAGAAGCUUACAACAACUUGGCUGUGCUGGAAAUGCAAAAAGGCCGCAUAGAGCAGGCAAGAGUUUUUCUGCAGACUGCUUCGUCAUUAGCACCUCAUAUGUAUGAGCCACACUUCAAUAUUGCUGUACUGUCUGAUAAGGUCGGAGAUCUCCAAAGAAGUUAUAUUGCAGCUCAGAAGUCGGAAGCAGCAUUUCCAGAACAUGUGGACACGCAAGAACUCAUCAAGCAGUUAAAACAGCACUUUGCUAGGCUUUGACGUCACACUUGGAAAAUGUCAUAAGUUAUUUUUCUCCAAAUCUGCAGAUUUAUACAGUUUUACAAAGGGAGAGAAGUUAGUAUUUUAGAUUUUUUUAUAUAGUGGAGCAUCAGCUGUGCUGGCCAGAGGCUGGCUAGAGCUUUUUUCACUCUCUCCAGCUUGGGAAAUGCUCCUUCCAUAAGCAAAAGUAGAGAGUCAUCUGCUUGAUACAUCCAGUGGUACCCAGUCUUGGCAGAGGGAGGGGCUUGUUUAUACUCAGUAAAGUUAUCUAACAGGAACUUUUCCAGUGGAGAAGGAGUUAGACUAGGGGUUAGACUAGGGUUCCCAAUCUUGUUUGAGGGUAGCUAUUUGUAAACAUUUGUUUACUGAUUUUCAUGGAGGGGUCUUUCCCUAUUAUUCACUGCCUGAUGAUAGUGAUGUGUUGUACAAUUUUGCCAUUUAAUGAAUUCAAAAGUAAAUUGUCAAACCAUUUAACUCCAUGUUGCAGCAUAGUAAGUCUGGUAUGUGGCCUAUGGUUAGGAAGGAUGUUCUUCGUGUAAGGCACUAAAGUUGCGUCCAUUCAGUGGCUUUGAAGUGGGAGAUGUAUGUUUAUGUUCCUGCCCAUCUGAUCCCUAAUGUCUACACUGAUGCGCUCCUUCAUUCUUCCACAAGCUCUGGUGCUCCUGAGGCCAGCCUUCGCCAUGCAGUGAAAUUGCUGAUCAGCAUCUACACAAAAUUCACCUGUUUUCAUUUGCCUGCACUUAAAGCGUAAGGACCAAGCAGAGAGCAUGGAAGCUGGGUCAUUAUUCCACAAGAGAAAGAAACCUAAGAAUUAUGGAAUGUUAAGAGAAAGACUAUUUGAGCAUGAUUCUUCUCAUCAGGACAUAGGUCCUUAAGGGGAAAAGGCAGAAGUAGCAGGGAAUACUGUCUGACUCCUCUAUGACUUGGCCAAGAUUAGGAAUUCAUAGAGAUUAGGAAGAAUCAAGCUGUGGCUUCCCUUGCUCAAGUUUAAGAAGUCUGAAGAUACCGGCAUUUCUGAACUUCUCUUCUAUAGGCGGGAUGUUUUGGUCAGCUGAUGCUGUUUAAAGUCUGCUGGAUGCAGCACUUCCCUCUGUAGCCUACACAAGCAUUUUCUAGAAUUUUUCCUAGUAUGAUGGUGAUUGAAGGAUCUCCUCCCCCAACUCUAAGGGUUACUGUCCCAUAAUUAGGCUUAGUCCGAUAGAACCAGGCCAUAGAUCUCAUCACUUCAUGCUAUAUCAUUUCUGUACUUUUGUUUAUUGUUUUUGCAUCAGAAAGACUUCCAUAGAAGGAUCUCCUAAUUAAAAAGCUAGCAAAAUGAGGAAAUUGGCAGGAGAAACCUAAGAUGUUUCGAAUAAACUGCUGGCAGUUCUGUCUUCUUUCAGAAAUCAAUACAUAUUCCAAUGCAAGCAGUUGGAGACAUUCCCAGGAAAAAAAUCGUGGCUAUAGUUGACAAACUAAUGAUGGAUAUGAAGAAUAGGUCUGUUACAAGGAAAGGACAGACUACUGACAGAGUAGUCUGGUUUUAAAAUACCAGCAGAAUAUGCAUGACCGUAAGCCAAUGACUAUUUUUAUGGCAAAUAUAUGAAAUUCCUAUUUAAAUAGUAAUUCUUCAUAUUGGUGAUAUUUUUUCUCACCAGGAUUAGCAGAUUACAAUGUAAAGAAUCUGCUUUUACAGUGCCAGCAUAUCAGAAGAGGUCAGUACAGCUAUGGGAUUUUCAUUUUGCCCCAGAUCAGAAAUGGAAGAAACAUGAAAGAUCAGAAACACGGCAGAAGGUACAGACAGCAGUUUCUCCUGCUGUGCUGGUACUGGUACUGUUUGGUAGAUGCUCUGACUUGCAGAUGGGCAGCCCCAUUCCCAUCAGGUUCAUUUAUAAGACAGAAAUGGACCUGUUUUCACACUGCUUCAGUUUUAGUACUGCACCUAAUAACGACUUAAUAAAUUUUAGAGUUCUGUAACAAUUUCAUUCAAACCUAACUUGCAUGUUUUUGUAGCUACUAUAUACACUUGACUUUUUAAAAAGGCAAUUCAUAAUAAAGUACAGUGUAUGAUCA